ACUAGUCUGUAUAAAAAUAUAAGAGUAUAUGAAAACCCACAACAAGUAGGACAACCAAUACAAGGAGGAAGAAAAUUUUGAUUGAGAUGUUAUCAAAUCCUAGUGGUUCAGAUGGUACUGAACAAAUACCCUUGUUAGGAGGAAACAGACAAGAAUGGUGGAAGAGAGUGUUGGAUGUGGAGGAGGCAAAGAAGCAAGUGUUGUUUGCUUUGCCGAUGAUUCUUACAAAUGUUUUCUACUACCUUAUACCAUUGGUUUCUGUCAUGUUUGCUGGUCACCUCAGUGAACUUGAGCUUGCUGGUGCCACUCUUGCCAAUUCAUGGGCCACUGUCACCGGUUUCGCUUUCAUGACAGGGUUAAGUGGAGCACUUGAAACACUUUGUGGUCAAGGAUUUGGUGCAAAACUGUACAAGAUGUUGGGGAUUCAUCUACAAGCAUCUUGCAUUGUAUCAUUUUUGUUCUCCAUUCUAGUUUCCGUCCUCUGGUUCUAUACAGAACCGAUAUUGAUCUUACUUCACCAAGACCCUGACAUUGCGAAAACGGCAGCUCUUUAUAUGAAGUAUCUUAUACCAGGUUUAUUUGCAUAUGGGUUCCUGCAAAACAUCUUGAGGUUUCUACAAACACAAUCAGUCGUUAUGCCUCUGGUUGUGCUUUCUGCAUUUCCAAUGGGCAUCCAUAUUGGCAUAGCUUAUUCUUUGGUUCAUUGGACUGCUCUUGGUUUCACGGGUGCUCCAUUGGCAGUUUCAAUUUCAUUGUGGCUGUCAUUCAUUGUCUUGGGAACCUAUGUGAUUUGUUCAAAGAAAUUUGAGCAUACAUGGGAUGGGUUUUCAUUCGAACCAUUCAGUUACAUAACCACAAACUUGAAACUAGCAUUGCCUUCUGCAGCAAUGGUGUGUUUGGAGUAUUGGGCUUUUGAGAUUCUGGUGUUCUUGGCUGGAUUGAUGCCAAAUUCAGAGAUAAAUACUUCAUUGGUUGCAAUUUGUGUGAACACAGAAGCGAUCGCCUAUAUGCUUACAUAUGGUCUCAGCGCUGCCGCAAGCACAAGGGUGUCAAAUGAGUUGGGAGCAGGAAAUCCUAGCAAAGCUAAGAGCACCAUGGCUGUGACUCUGAAUCUUUCUGUUUUCUUAGGCCUCACUGUUGUUUUGGCAUUAGCACUUGGUCAUAAUAUAUGGGCAGGUCUUUUCAGUGACAGCUCAGCUAUAGCAAUAGAGUUUGCUUCCAUGACACCUUUGUUAGCCAUCUCAAUUACUCUUGAUGCUGUACAAGGCGUUUUAUCAGGGGUGGCCAGAGGUUGUGGUUGGCAGCAUUUGGCUGUGUAUGCCAACUUGGCAACAUUCUACCUUAUUGGCAUGCCAAUUGCAAGCCUUCUUGGAUUUAAUUUGAAGCUCUAUGCUAAGGGGUUGUGGAUUGGCUUAAUCUCUGGACUCUUCUGCCAAACAAGCACUCUUGUUUUCAUUACUCUACGCGCAAGAUGGACAAAGGUGGAUCUUUCUCGCGAUAUAGAUAAAGAAAACAUGGCUUUGGAGUAAGCAGAGCUCUUGAGAGAGUGAUAUAUGCCAGCAAUAACUAUGUUUACCAACAUCAGACUUUCCAUUUUGUUUACUCAGUGUUAGACUGUCCAACCUUUUUUCCAAAUAAGAGAUCCUUUUUUAGUGUUC
Molecule: messenger RNA, 1658 nt
Organism: Tripterygium wilfordii
Lineage: Eukaryota; Viridiplantae; Streptophyta; Magnoliopsida; Celastrales; Celastraceae
Product: protein DETOXIFICATION 19-like
Exons: 7
Coding region: 87-1529 (480 amino acids)
Biological process (GO): xenobiotic detoxification by transmembrane export across the plasma membrane
Cellular component (GO): membrane
Molecular function (GO): antiporter activity; xenobiotic transmembrane transporter activity
Source: RefSeq, a predicted model, not a curated record